AUGCUUAACCAGAUCCUAACUUUAGCUUCAAUUGCAUCCACAGCUUCCAUCGUUCGUGCUGUUGCCAUCGACUCUGCCUUCCUUGAAAACGAUUUCUCUAAGAUCGGUUCUCAAGAAGAUAUCUAUCAAUAUUUGUAUGGUAGUGCUCCUCACUUCUCAUACCCUGUCAACAACAGUAUCUCUUUGGAUAUCCCCGAAACUUGUGAAUUGGUUCAAGUUCAUUUAUAUGCUAGACAUGGUGAAAGAUAUCCAACUGCUGGUUCUACUGCUGAUGGUAUCAACAAUAUCUGGUACAAAUUUGGUAACUAUACACAACAAUUUAAUGGAUCCCUUGCCUUCCUAAAUGAGAACUACCAAUACCCAUUUGCCAAUUCAAGUAACUAUGGUUUAUUAACAACUCCAGAUAAUGUUGCUAACCCAUACAACCCACUCCUAGGUAGUACCACCGGUACUACUGAAGGUCUAGAAUUCUUAGAACUUUACUCUAAUAUUCUACACAAACACGAAAAUUUUACUGCUUGGACUUCUAACUCCGAUAGAGUUCAUGCCACUGCUGAAUACUUUAUUAGAGCUCUAGGUGACAAAUUUAACGUUAAUUUGCAAACUAUUAGUGAAGAUGCAUCUCAAGGUGCUAAUACAUUGACUCCAAUUAAUGGUUGUCCAAACUGGAAUGAAACUGCUACCACGGCAAUCCUAGCCAAAUAUGAUCAAACUUUCUUAACUGAUAUCUCCAAGAGAUUGAACGCCGAAAACGUAGGUCUAAACUUAACUAAGACCGACGCUCUAAACAUGUUCAAUUGGUGUGCUUUCGAAAUUAAUGUCCGUGGUUACAGUGAUAUCUGUGAUGUUUUCACUAAGGAUGAAUUAAUCAAGUACGGUUACUAUGGUGAUUUGAUGACAUACUAUGAUGAAUUUAUUGGUAACCCAUUGGCCAAAGCUGUUGGCUCCGUACCAGUUAAUGCUACUUUAGCUCUAUUAAACACCCCAGAAGAUAAAUUAGACCAACAAGUUUUCCUAAGUUUCACUCAUGAUACUAAUCUAAUAAACUAUGCUGCCGCUCUAGGUAUUUUCACCGACAAUGCUCCAAUCACGCCCGAAUCCAUUGAUUGGACCACUGAUUUCCACAGAUCUUGGUUAGUUCCACAAGGUGCUAGAAUCCAAACUCAAAAGUACAACUGUAAAUCCCCAAACAAUACUUCCAUCUCUUAUGUUAGAUUCAUUGUUAAUGAUGUUGUCAAGCCAUUAACCAAUUGUAGCAGUGGUCCAGGUUUCUCAUGUUCUUUACCGGACUACAACAAAUUUGUCGAAGAUAGAUUCCAGGAUGUAGAUUUCUACACUCAAUGUGGUACUUCCAAGGUCUCUAAUGUAACUGACUUGACCUUUUACUGGGAUUACAAAACUCAUGACUACAAUGCUCCAUUAGAAAUCUAA
Maudiozyma saulgeensis is the source of this 1431-nucleotide messenger RNA. Lineage: Eukaryota; Fungi; Ascomycota; Saccharomycetes; Saccharomycetales; Saccharomycetaceae. The record is from the annotation of a GenBank genome assembly.